Penicillium argentinense is the source of this 3495-nucleotide messenger RNA. RefSeq lists its product as uncharacterized. Gene Ontology annotation, molecular function: transmembrane transporter activity. Lineage: Eukaryota; Fungi; Ascomycota; Eurotiomycetes; Eurotiales; Aspergillaceae. Bases 1 to 3495 code for a protein of 1164 amino acids. Gene Ontology annotation, biological process: transmembrane transport. The record is from RefSeq and is a predicted model, not a curated record. Gene Ontology annotation, cellular component: membrane. The transcript has 11 exons.
AUGCAUCACGGGGGUACGACAAGCGAUCCAGAGGCCUUGCGCGUGGCCGAUAGAGCUGGUCUUGCCGAGCCGGGUGAUUCGCAGCUGCUGGCUAAAAUGGGCUACAAGCAGGAAUUGAAGCGGCAGUACUCGACCACGCAGGUAUUUGCGAUCGCAUUUAGCAUCAUGGGGCUGGUCCCGUCGCUUGCGUCGACUCUGUCCUUCUCAUUACCUGCGGGGCCUGCUGGGAUGGUCUGGGGCUGGUUUACUGCAAGUAUAUUCAUUCUCAUGGUUGGAUUGGCAAUGUCCGAUCUCGCCUCUGCAAUGCCUACCGCUGGAGGUCUUUACUGGUGGACGCACUACUUCGCCGGCGAGAAAUACAAAAACCCCCUCAGUUUCCUGAUCGGUUACAGCAACACCCUCGGUCUGAUCGGCGGGAUCUGCUCCGUCGACUAUACCCUCGCGCUGAUGAUUCUCUCGUGCGUCGCGAUCUCCCGCGACGACGAGUGGUCCGCCUCGCGCGGUGUGAUUUAUGCCGUGUAUGUGGGACUGAUUCUCCUGCAUGGGAUCUGUGCUGCACUUUCAGGGCGCAUCAUGCCGAAAAUCCAGACUGCAUGCAUCUAUAUCAACAUCUCGCUUGUGAUUGCCACCGUCAUUGCGCUGCCAGUUGGAAAAGUCACGCGUGGAGGCUCGCUCAAUUCGGGGAACUUCGUCUUCCGGGAGCUGGAUAAUGAGACAGAGUGGCCGACAGGAUGGGUGUUUAUGCUUGCGUGGCUUGCACCAAUCUGGUCAAUCGGAUCAUUUGACUCGUGUGUGCACAUGAGCGAGGAAGCUAUGCAUGCGGCAAAGGCUGUUCCAUUGGGAAUCAUCUGGUCAGCAGGCUCUGCUUGCGUGUUGGGGUUCCUGACGCUGUCUGUCAUCGCUGCAACGAUGGAUCCCAAUGUGAACAACACGAUCAACUCAAAGUUCGGACAGCCAAUGGCACAGGUUUACUACGAUGCCCUAGGCAGACAUGGCUCCCUGGGAUUCAUGAUCGUCCUCUGCUUCACCCAAUUCCUCAUCGGCCUCAGUCUGAUUGUCGCGGCCUCUCGUCAAGCAUGGGCAUUUUCCCGCGACGGUGCUCUCCCUUUCUCUCGAUUCUUCCGCCACGUCAGCCAACGUAUUCAGUACCAGCCCGUACGCAUGAUCUGUGGACUAGUCAUAGCCUGCCUGAUCCUAGGCCUACUAUGCCUGAUCAACAAUGCCGCUGCGAAUGCCUUAUUUUCACUAUUCGUCGCCAGCAAUUACCUGUCGUGGGGAAUGCCGAUCUUUUGCCGGCUGGUCUGGGGCCAGGAUCGCUUUCACCCGGGCGAGUUCUACGCCGGCCGCUUCAGCAAACCGAUUGCAUUCAUCGCAGUGGUUUAUCUGGCGUUUGGUGUUGUGUUGUCGAUGUUUCCGACUACCGGUCCGAAUCCAGCUCCGGCCGAUAUGAACUAUACGAUUGUCAUAAAUGGCUUUGUUUGGAUCGCGUGUAUGACUUACUACUUCCUUUUUGCCCGACACUGGUUCACUGGGCCUCAUAUGACGGUGGAUGAUUCGAGUUCGACUGAUUCAGGGGAUGUCAACUAUGAUCCGGUGGGUGUGCCGGGAGGAUCGGGUGCGAAGGAGGACUCCGAGCCCCGUGGAAAGCGGACCGAUCCAACCAGCGUCCGAACCCCCCGAAACGUCCAAUGGAAGCCCUCAUCGCGGACGCAGGAGGAGACACUGGCAGAGGGCCUCUCCAAUGAGGAUUUGUGGAUGUUGAUUCGGCGAUUCAACAAGCAAAUUUAUCAUGUGAAAGCCCUGCCGAGCGCAACGCAGGACCUGGACCUCAAUCGUGCCGAAAAUGAGGUCUAUCCUCCCGAGAAGCUGCGCAUGACGCUCGAGCGGUUUUAUACUUCUGUCGUGGUUGGGUUGAUUGAGUUCUUCCGACAUGUUGGGAGGCUGCGGUCGUGGAAGGAGCCAGUCAGGACUGCUGUGUUCUGUGGGGUGUACUUCUUAUCCUGGGCCGUGGAUCUCCUGGUCCCGACAGUUCUGAGUCUCAUGAUCGCCCUGAUACUGUGCCCGCCGAUUCGGUCCUUCCUAUUUCCCUGUCUACCAGUCAACAAUUCAGACAAGGAUUCCGCUUCCGACAAUUCAGCUCCUGGCGAGCCUGAGUCCCAUGAUAGUUUGACUGGAGCCCCGGAACAGCACAAGGGUGAGACAGCUGAGCAGGAGGCUAAGGUGCUACUUGACAGCUUUGCAAAGAUGGCCGUCGAGGGAGCUGCAGGAAAAUACGGUUACACUCCAUCUGCCGACUCUACCGAUGAUUUCACCGCGGUUCAGCUGGCUGAGCCUGCUGGUUCUCUGCCCGAAACGCCUGAAGAUGAAGCUGUUGAUGAAAAGUCCAAGAAACCCAUGAAGAAAAAGGUCUCUCAAGGGAUGGAUCAGACUAUGCGAGUCGUCAGUGACAUCACGGAUAUCUAUGAGAGAUUUGCCAAUAUCUUUUCUCCAACUCCCCCGUUCUAUCUUCUCGCACCACGACUCCGUCUUACUGCCAUCCUAAGUAUCGUGUGUGUUGCUGUGCCAUUUACACCCAGCUACCUCAUCAUCAAGCUUGUCGGGUUGACUAUCGGCAUCAGCUUCUUCGGAGGACCAAUCUUCACCUGGACAUUCGACCUCUUGAACCGAAAGAUUCCGGAUUGGAAGAAACAGAUGGACAUCAACAUGACUCUCCUCGACGGCGUUCCAACAAACGCCCAACUAACCCUCACCCUCCUCCGAAUCGGCGAAAUCAACUCCUCGCCCCUCCCACCACCCCCAUCGUCCGAAGACAGCGAGCCAGCAUGGCCCAUCAAACGCAAAUCCAAAUCCGUCAUAGCACCGCAAUCCAGCAACCUAACAACAACAAGCGCAAACGACUCAACCUCCGACCUCUCAACCGCCAGCACAGCGGUCCCACCGCCAAAACCCAAACGACGAACCAUCUUCAAAAUCCUUAAAUUCGUCCGCCGCACCAUCGCAACAGCAAUCCGGGGCCACAUCGCCUUCGACCGCGCAAUGGCAAUCGCAGGCUCAGCGCACACCAAGAACCUUCUCGGCAUGCUUCAAAAACACCGUUUCUCCGGAACACCCUACGGCCCAUUGAAAUUCGAUGCAAAAUUCGAGCGGAAGCGUGGAGCCGCUGUUAUUGAUUCUACCAAGGAGCCGCCCAUCUUGUAUUUCACCACCUACCAAUCGGCUGGAUUGGAGGAUCUGCGAAUUGAAGCUCGGAAGAAGGGUUCUGUGCUGUUCCAGAUCCCUGUGACGGAGAUCCAAGAACUGAAGAAGACAGAGGGUCUAGGGUGGAAAGGGAAGCUGAUUGUUGAGUUGACGGCCGGUAGUAAAGAAGCGGCUGAUGGAUUGGUCAUUGUUGGGAAUGAGAUUGCGCAGUCAUUCCAUUUGACUGGGAUGAGGUCAAGGAAUCAGUUGUUUAAUCGACUGGUUGCUAUUGAUGCUCAGUUCUGGGAAAGUCGAUAA